Oikopleura dioica is the source of this 216-nucleotide messenger RNA. Lineage: Eukaryota; Metazoa; Chordata; Appendicularia; Copelata; Oikopleuridae. The record is from the annotation of a GenBank genome assembly.
AUGAAAGUCACAAGCUGUGCAAUUUUAUUUGUUCUUGGUUCCAAGGCAAUGUCGUUUUAUGAAUUGAAUUCGAUUUAUGAAGAUUGUAUCGAUGGAAUGUAUGCAAAAUACUUGAGCGAAAAUGGAGACAAUUACUUCCGAUUCCUACAAGACGUCGACCGCGAAUGCGAAAACCUCCUGCAAAUGUACAUCGAUAAAUCAAAAAUAUCCGCCUGA